Globicephala melas (long-finned pilot whale) is the source of this 1332-nucleotide messenger RNA. It is a transcript of the gene NR2E3, whose product is annotated as nuclear receptor subfamily 2 group E member 3. NCBI's taxonomy places the organism in Eukaryota, Metazoa, Chordata, Mammalia, Artiodactyla, Delphinidae. The record is from RefSeq and is a predicted model, not a curated record. Gene Ontology annotation, biological process: positive regulation of transcription by RNA polymerase II; cell differentiation; anatomical structure development. Gene Ontology annotation, molecular function: zinc ion binding; nuclear receptor activity; RNA polymerase II cis-regulatory region sequence-specific DNA binding.
CCUGGGACCAGCCAGGACCAGGCCGACAGCGCCCAUGAGCUCCAACAUGGCUGCGGCGGCGCCAACAGCUGUGCCUGCCUCCAGGAAGGAGUCUCCAGGCAGGUGGGGCCUGGGGGAGGAGCUGACAGGCGCAGGGCCCUCGCUCCAGUGCCGCGUGUGUGGGGACAGCAGCAGCGGGAAGCACUACGGCAUCUACGCCUGCAACGGCUGCAGCGGCUUCUUCAAGAGGAGCGUGAGGCGGCGGCUCAUCUACAGGUGCCAGGUGGGGGCAGGGAUGUGCCCGGUGGACAAGGCCCACCGCAACCAGUGCCAGGCCUGCCGGCUGAAGAAGUGCUUGCAGGCGGGCAUGAACCAGGACGCCGUGCAGAAUGAGCGCCAGCCACGAAGCACCGCCCAGGUCCGAAUGGACCGCGUGGAGUCAGACACGGAGCCCUGGCUGGAGCCCCUGGCGGCUCCCCCGACCCCAGCGGGGCCCAGCCCGCGGGGCCCUACACCUGUGUCUGCAGCCAGAGCCCUGGGGCCCCGGGCCCUCACACCUCCAGGCCACCACCACUUCAUGGCCAGCCUGAUAACGGCCGAAACCUGCACUAAGCUGGAGCCGGAGGAUGCUGAUGAGAAUAUUGAUGUCACCAGCAAUGACCCCGAGUUCCCCUCGUCCCCAUACUCCUCCUCCUCCCCCUGGGGCCUGGACAGCAUCCAUGAGACGUCAGCUCGCCUCCUCUUCAUGGCUGUCAAGUGGGCCAAGAACCUGCCCGUGUUCUCCAACCUGCCCUUCCGGGAUCAGGUGAUCCUGCUGGAAGAGGCAUGGAGUGAACUCUUCCUCCUCGGAGCCAUCCAGUGGUCUCUGCCCCUGGACAGCUGCCCCCUGCUGGCCCCGCCUGAGGCCUCUGCUGGUGGCAGCUCUCAGGGCCGGCUGGCACUGGCCAGUGCAGAGACUCGAAUCCUGCAGGAAACCAUUUCAAGGUUCCGGGUACUGGCGGUGGACCCCACGGAGUUCGCCUGCAUGAAGGCCCUGGUCCUCUUCAAACCAGAAACGCGGGGCCUGAAGGAUCCUGAGCAUGUGGAGGCCUUGCAGGACCAAUCCCAGGUGAUGCUGAGCCAGCACAGCAAGGCCCACCAUCCCAGCCAGCCUGUGAGGUUUGGGAAACUGCUCCUGCUCCUACCGGCUUUGAGGUUUAUUACUUCUGAACGUGUUGAGCUCCUCUUUUUCCGCAAGACCAUAGGAAAUACUCCAAUGGAGAAGCUCCUUUGUGAUAUGUUCAAAAACUAGUGGAGGUGGAAAUAAAAUGGGUGCAACCACUUUGGAAAACAAUCUACUGAAGCUAAACAUCU